GGCAAACUCUCCAACACGCUCAAGUUGAGUCUCUACGCAGUUCAUAAUGGGCAAUUCGGAAUCACAAGCUAUCAACUUCACUGUUGUAGACAGGUGGCAAGAUGUUGAUGAAGUGCUUAAUCACGCUGCGCCUGGUGAUCUGAUCGAGUUCCGCCGUACCAUGGGCCUGUAUGGUCAUUGGGCCGUCUACAUCGGUGACGGAGAGGUCGUCAACUACGGUCGCAAAAACCCUAGAACUUCUCUAGUUCAAAAAGAGUCUUUACGCCUCGUGGCUGAAGGGGGUGGAUGUCGAAUUAAUAACUUGACUUCCGCCGCCAGAUCCAAAAAUCUGACUUCUUUUAGCCAGUCCGAGAUUGUUCGACGUGCGACGAGCCACAUCGGCGAAGAAUCGGAUUACAAUUUAAUUGAUCACAACUGCGAAGUCUUUGCAACAAAGUGCCGCUACGGUACAGGGUUCACUUGUCAACCGUCAGAGAGGUUGAUUGAUGUUGGGCACGUUGUUAGCGGUGGAGGAGCCAUGGGUUACGCCGCUGGUAGACGGGCGGUUGCCGAAGGGAGGUGGACUGAAGAGGAAGUCGCAGACUACCUUUGGGAUUCUGCCAAUAGUAUGUAUUAUUAACUGAAUGAUAUGUAUUAUUAUUGAUCAAGAAUCGACCAUGUCUUGUCUUUACGUAUUGAUUUAUUCAGCCGGGCAACAGCUUAAUUGCAAGAUUCUAAAGUUUUUUAUUUCUAAUUACAUUUGCUUGGAUUGAAAUACAUAAUUUAUGGUUGCAAAAUUGCAAUCUGUUUUCCUA
This is a messenger RNA of Daphnia pulicaria, 794 nucleotides long. RefSeq names its product phospholipase A and acyltransferase 2-like. Gene Ontology annotation, biological process: N-acylphosphatidylethanolamine metabolic process. Gene Ontology annotation, cellular component: cytoplasm. The record is from RefSeq and is a predicted model, not a curated record. The coding region runs from base 47 to 619 and encodes 190 amino acids. Gene Ontology annotation, molecular function: A2-type glycerophospholipase activity; glycerophospholipid phospholipase A1 activity. NCBI's taxonomy places the organism in Eukaryota, Metazoa, Arthropoda, Branchiopoda, Diplostraca, Daphniidae. The transcript has 2 exons.